UGGUCAGCUGAUCUGAAAACUCGUCACCUAGCCACAAUUAGCAUAGAGUUAAAUUGUGCCCGUUCAGCGGUGUGAUUUCACCGACUUCAAUUAAGACCGAGUUAACGUUUUCGCUUACUUACCCUCCGUGACUACCCGGAGACCCAGGACAUUGUCCGGGGUAAUAUCUCUUCCCAGAGCCCGGAGUUCAUCCUCUGUGACUACAGGCCACUUAUCCGUUUGACUGCGCCUCGACUUCAGCUUCUUCAGCAUUCCUCCACCAGGCUUUCGCUCCCUGUGAGUCGUCUCCGAGCCGGUGUCUGCGUCCGUCUGACCUUUGCUGACUGUCGGUGCCUGUUUGUUUCGUGAACUGUUCAUACCGAGCUCAGUAGCAAUGAUGAAAAGAGUUGUUGUGCUUCUUUUAAUUUGAGAGCGACUUGAUGAACUGCGGGUGAAAUUUCAAGAUGGCGUAAAGCGUGUACGGGAGACAGAAAAGGACGUUUGCGAUUGGCUGAGAACGAUAGAGAUUGUCAUAGUUACCGAAGGGGUAUGAAUGGUUUAAAACCCAGGCCUUCCCGUUUUCGUCUUUAACUGGGUGUUUCUUCUCAAGUGUCAUAAGAUUGCCUUUCUUUAACUAAAGUAGACCUUUUUGUUCAGUUUUCUCGCUUUCCCUUCCUUUUUGUGGAAUUAUAUUAACAUUCAGUGUUUUUUUUUCCGUUCCGGAAACAGUCUAGCUAGAUGUGUUCAUGCAAACACGAACUCGUAGGCUACUGCCAUGGAUGUAUAAAUGCACCCAGCAGCAUCGCAAACAGGACCAGCGUGUGGCGCUAGUGCCACUCUCCGGGUAGUAGAUAGUUUUGUUGACGGAAGUUUGCACGGAAGAAGAAAGAAGCAGUAAUGGUGCGGGUGAAGUCCAGGUAUUUACUGUGCGAAGUGAACGUGUCAGACAGGAGCCGCCUGUUGUUGCUGGAUGACCGAGCUGUUGCAGCGACAGUGAAGGCAGCGGUAGCCCGCAUACACGGGGACUAUGGGGCAGCUCUCUGCAGCAUCAGGUUCUCUGUGAAAUAUCUGAAUGCUCAUACUGGAAUAGUAUUCCUGCGCUUCCCCAAAAAGUGUUACAGACUCCUCUGGUCUGCAUUGCCUUUCAUUACCUGUAUUGAAACUCGUGGGCAGAAGAUCUCCUGUUUUCUGAACUGUUUGCAUGUCGGAGGAACAAUGAGAACAUGUCAGAAGUUUCUGAUCCGUUACAACACCCAGCAGCUCCAUCGAAUGCUCCCUAAGUGUAAAAACGAAGAAGAAAAGCAACAGGUUCAGAAAGCAAUUCUAAACUGCUCCCUAACAGGAAGAAACAAGGAAGCAUUUGAAGAAGAAUCAGAGAGUGAGGAAGAUGAAGAAGAGUGACUUUACAGCAUGCCGUAAAAGGCAGCAAACUAUUUCUGUUACAGGACUGAUACAAGGAAAAAAUAUGAAGUAUACAGACUGUAUGCUGGUCUUCAACAGAGGAACACAUUACAUGAUGUUUGUCACACAUAAAUACUUUGGGUUGGCAAAGUGACCUGAUGGUCAGUAUUUAACAGCAAGUUCACAUGUUUAUGUUGAUACUGAAUGUCUUAGUUCUUUUGGGAAAUUGUCACCAAAAAGAAAAACUGCAAACACAUAGUACAAUAUAAUGACAUGUUCUUAUUCUGAAGAAACAAAGUUUAUAUCUUUUAAUUAACUUCUUUUGUAUUUCUACUAUGGUUUGUGCUGCUCUAUUUGUUUACAAAUUAAAGCACCGUUUUGGAAGAUAA
Molecule: messenger RNA, 1769 nt
Organism: Perca flavescens (yellow perch)
Lineage: Eukaryota; Metazoa; Chordata; Actinopteri; Perciformes; Percidae
Gene: pop5
Product: POP5 homolog, ribonuclease P/MRP subunit
Exons: 5
Coding region: 877-1380 (167 amino acids)
Biological process (GO): tRNA 5'-leader removal
Cellular component (GO): ribonuclease P complex
Molecular function (GO): ribonuclease P RNA binding
Source: RefSeq, a predicted model, not a curated record